Messenger RNA from Eufriesea mexicana, 1973 nucleotides. RefSeq names its product phosphatase and tensin-like protein (gene Pten). The transcript has 9 exons. The record is from RefSeq and is a predicted model, not a curated record. Gene Ontology annotation, molecular function: phosphatidylinositol-3,4,5-trisphosphate 3-phosphatase activity; protein tyrosine phosphatase activity. Gene Ontology annotation, biological process: cell motility; phosphatidylinositol dephosphorylation; regulation of phosphatidylinositol 3-kinase/protein kinase B signal transduction. NCBI's taxonomy places the organism in Eukaryota, Metazoa, Arthropoda, Insecta, Hymenoptera, Apidae. Bases 255 to 1616 code for a protein of 453 amino acids. Gene Ontology annotation, cellular component: cell projection; cytosol; plasma membrane.
CCUGCAGGAGACCUACAGGCAGCAGGCUGAAUAAUAAAAUCUCAGAACAUAUCUCUGCAUCAGUAACACCCCUCCAUGUUUGUCUGGAGGAACAAAGAGGACCAGAACUGGGCUCUUGUGACGCCUCGGCUUAUAAGCCACAGGCAAAAAAGUUAUUUGAAAAGCAGGAAACAGAAGAAAGGUGUUGUAAAGAAGAAGUGGAGACUGAAAUUAUUCAAGCUGACGUAGGCAUUUGGAAAUUCAGUCAGCCAAGUAUGUCCAACACUAUUAGUAAUAUGAAGAUGACCAACCGUAUCAAGGGAAUGGUGAGCAAACGUCGUAGGCGUUUCACAGAGGAUGGUUUUGACCUUGAUCUCACAUACAUAAGAGAUAACUUAAUAGCAAUGGGUUUCCCAGCAGAAAAGUUAGAAGGAGUGUAUAGGAAUCAUAUAGAUGAUGUUGUUAAACUGUUGGAAUCUAGACAUAAAGAUCAUUAUAAGAUUUACAAUCUAUGUUCAGAGAGGUCGUAUGAUUUUAAGAAAUUUAAGCAAAGAGUAGCUACAUACGCGUUCGAUGAUCAUAAUCCUCCAAUGUUGGAUCAAAUUAGACCGUUCUGCGAAGAUGUGCACGAGUGGCUUUCUCGGCAUCAAGAAAAUGUGGCUGUAGUUCACUGUAAGGCGGGUAAAGGUCGAACAGGUGUAAUGGUGUGCUGUUAUCUUCUUCAUACUAAACAAUUUCCCACUGCCACAGAAGCCCUUAAUUACUAUGGAACUAAAAGAACACACGACAGGAAAGGGGUAACAAUACCAUCACAGAGGAGGUAUGUCGAUUAUUACGCUACUCUUGUACAAGAAGGAUUAAAUUAUCAACCGGUUACAUUGUUGUUACGAAAAAUACAACUGGAUCCCGCGCCGAUUUUUCACGGAGGUCAAGGAUAUUUGCAUUGUGUAAUAUCUGAAUCUAAAAAAAAGAUAUUUAGUUCCGACAUAGUGGAAGUACGGAAAGGAAUGCGUACAGUUAGCAUUCCUUUGAAACAUAGCGUAGCAUUGACGGGAGAUAUAAGAAUGGAUUUCUUUAAUAGGCCAAAAAUGAAGCGAAAGGAGAAGUUGUUUCAUUUUUGGUUCAAUACAUUUUUCGUACGGGACUACUUAACACCGGAAUACGAUAACGGAGAGUUACCAGUUGAGCGUUCAACUAGGGCAUUGAGUUGCGAUGGUACGACUAUGGAAUUACCAGUAGUUAUGCCGCAUAUAAAACCCAGAGCCGGAUCGCUAGCUAGUCUCGGACCUAUGCCACCUACUCUUGUUUUAAGUAUAGAUAAAUGGGGUUUAGAUGACGCACACAAAGAUAAACAUCACAAAGUGUACAGUGCGGAUUUUAAAGUUAGCUUAUUUAUGCAUCGAAUGGGUGGUAAUAUAUCGCAAGCUGUACCAACGACGACAAAUAGAACAGGAGAGGAUAUACAAAUAGGAAUGGGAGGACAAGAUACUCCGAGUGAAUCGAGCGAAGCAGACAGUAGUGAAUGCGAUACAACCGGAGAUACAACGGGAGAUGAAGAUGGGGAAUCUGUGGACAUGGACCAGCGUGUUGGACGAUACCGCCUUCUCUCAGACGGAGGAAUGAUAGAUGUUUUAUGAGUCCAUCGCCAGUCAUCCCUCUACGUUCUUCGACAUUGCUGUCGCUCGCGUAAUAACGCGCGGACGUUAGAAACUCGACUAUUGUCUUUAUCAUCGAAGAUAUCCGAUCGAUUGGAAUGUUACGUUCGAUCAAAUUAUCGUGUCCUUUCGACGAUAUGUAAAGUGUUGUUAGAUGACGCAUAUUGGAUCCAACAAGCCAAAGAAACGUUUAUACCGAUACAGAAAUUUUAUUUUGUACUUGGAAAGUUUGCGUUUUAAGGAUACGUUGUUUUAAGGAUUCGUUUUAAAAUUUUUUGACAAGCGCCCAUCCUUUUGGUUCGCACGACACACUCCCACACACCCGUACACACACACACA